Messenger RNA from Penicillium nucicola, 894 nucleotides. RefSeq names its product aromatic alcohol reductase. The record is from RefSeq and is a predicted model, not a curated record. The transcript has 3 exons. NCBI's taxonomy places the organism in Eukaryota, Fungi, Ascomycota, Eurotiomycetes, Eurotiales, Aspergillaceae. Gene Ontology annotation, molecular function: oxidoreductase activity. Bases 1 to 894 code for a protein of 297 amino acids.
AUGGCAAAUAUCCUGAAGAACGUUGUCAUUCUUGGGGCUGGCGGAAAUAUUGGCAAAAUUAUCCUUGACAGUUUGGUCGCUUCAAACAAAUUUACCAUAACUGUGAUCUCCCGCAACGAGAGUAAGGCUGUUUUCCCCGCAGGGGUCAAAGUUUUCACGACAGACUUCUCGGAUACCUCUCUGAGGACUGCAUUCCAGGGGCAAGAUGCUGUGAUCUCGGCAGUGGGAGCCACCGGUUUCAAUGAACAGAAAGCGCUCGUGGAUGCGGCUAUCCACGCUGGGGUCAAGCGUUUCAUCCCCUCGGAGUUCUCAGUCAACAGCCAAAAUGAGGCUGUGCGGCAGUUGUUGCCACUCUUUGAGCAGAAGAACGACAUCCUCAAGUACCUGAAAAGUAAAGAGUCCUCGGGCUUGACUUGGACUGGCAUUGCCACUUCUGCAUUGUUUGACUGGGGGCUUCGCAAUGGCUUUUUGGAAUUCGACCUUUCUAAUCGCACAGCCACGAUUUGGGAUAGCGGCAACAAGAGAUUUACGAUGACCAACGCAGAUCAGCUAGGUCAGUCGGUGGUAUCUGUCCUCGAAAAUCCACAGGAGACUGAAAACCAGUACCUCUUUGUCGCGUCUGUGGAAACCUCGCAGAGGGAAAUUGUCGCCGCUCUGGAGAAGGUGACUAAGACUACAUGGAAAAUCCGCGAAACAACCACAGAUGAGCAGAUCAGUGCCGGCGUUCAGAAGCUCACAGCUGGGGAUUUUAGUGGCGCUUUUACAUUGGUUCGGGCCACCUGUUUUGGUAACACGCCUGGUCUCCGUGCAAAUUAUUUACAGGACGAGAAGCUUGCAAAUGAAUUGUUGGGCCUGGCGAUGGAAAGUGUCGAGAAUACCAUCAGGCGACUGUAA